Messenger RNA from Diaporthe amygdali, 210 nucleotides. RefSeq lists its product as uncharacterized. The coding region runs from base 1 to 210 and encodes 69 amino acids. NCBI's taxonomy places the organism in Eukaryota, Fungi, Ascomycota, Sordariomycetes, Diaporthales, Diaporthaceae. The record is from RefSeq and is a predicted model, not a curated record. The transcript has 3 exons.
AUGGAAUCGAUGGAUAGCGAUCAACACCUGGCAAACUUCACAUCAAGACAACCCAUCCACGAGGCCGCCUACAAGCCUCAGUUCAACGGGAACUGGUACUGCUGCGUGUGCAAGUCGAACAACGGCGGAAUGCUUCGGAAUCCGAAUAGCGCAAAUAGCGAGGCCAUUGGCCCCAGAUGUGACUCGGAGAUGACCGAGCAUGAGCAGUGA